GAAACACAGGAACAUAUAUAAACCAUCCUACAAGAUGAGCCUAGCACAUUGAAAUAACUCUUUCCUCAACAUUGGACUGACGUUGCGCCUUCAAUCAAGAUGAGUGAAAUCACAGAGGUGAGAAACUUCUCCUUCAAGGUGGGACAGGUCCUGAACGUCACAGGGGUCCCCACAUCAAGAUUUUCCAUCAACGUUGGUCAUAGUGAGGACGACAUUGCUUUGCACGUGGACGUCCGCUUUGAUCAUGGAAAUUCUAAUGAGGUGGUGUUCAACUCCUGCCAUUCAGGGACAUGGCAUAAGGACCACAUACUUGCCAAAAGCUUCCCCUUCAACUACGAUAAGAAUUACAAAGUAUCCAUCACCUUCACAAAGGAAAAGUUCUUUGUCACCCUUCCUGAUAAAUCUGUGACCGAUUUCCCCAAUCGCCACGGAUACGAGAUGUAUAACUUAAUAUUCUUGAAAGCCAAGGUCAAGGUUCAUGGGAUUGAAAUCAUAGACCAAUCAGGAUGAGUUGAAGACAAUCUUCUUUAGAAGCCAAAAUAUAUUUUGGCUGCUUAUUGGCUUCUAAACCUUCCUUUACUGCUCUUGAACUUAAUAACUGUUAUGAUUAAAAGAUUUUGUUCCAGCCAUGAAAUAUUUAAUUAACUCCUUUUUGUGUUUGAUUUGCAAAAUGACUUAAGUACUUGCCAGACUAGGCCUACGAGGACUGGUAUAAUAUGAUGUGAUUGGAACAUCUGUGUCUUCCCUAAUCAAGGUCACUGCCCAGUCUUGUAUUAAAAACGUUUUCUCUAUUCUGACAAUUAAGAAUUGAUUCAAUAUCAAAGUUAAAUAACUUCCAAAGAUGUUUCACUUGUUAGCCAUGGGUUAAUAACUAUAACAAUCAUAUGGUCUGACUGUAUUGCAGUAAACACAAUAAACAAAUGCUUUGCUUUGA
Messenger RNA from Hypomesus transpacificus, 934 nucleotides. RefSeq names its product beta-galactoside-binding lectin-like. Bases 100 to 510 code for a protein of 136 amino acids. The record is from RefSeq and is a predicted model, not a curated record. Lineage: Eukaryota; Metazoa; Chordata; Actinopteri; Osmeriformes; Osmeridae. The transcript has 4 exons. Gene Ontology annotation, molecular function: carbohydrate binding; galactoside binding; laminin binding.